AUGACGCCAAAUGAGCUCAAAUAUCUGCCAAUUGAGAAGUUGUGUUUGGCCCUUGUAUUCGCCAUCAGGAAGCUCAAGCAUUAUUUCGAAGCGCAUACAAUUCGACUAGUUUCCAGGGCAAACCCAGUGAAGUAUGUCAUGUCAAAGGUUGUUCUUUCCGAUCGACUUGGUAGGUGGUACUUAUUAUUUCAACAGUUUGAGAUCACUUAUGUACCACAGAAGUCCAUCAAGGGGCAAGCCUUAGCAGAUUUCCUAGCUGAUCAUCCAAUUCCUGCCGAAUGGGAGCUGUCCAGUGACCUACCUGAUGAGGACGUGCAUGUGGUUGAAGUUUUACCUCCAUGGAAGAUGUACUUUGAUGGAGCGGCACACAAAGAGGGGGCAGGCGCUGGAGUUGUCUUUGUUACGCCUGAAGGGGAAGUGCUUCCUUAUUCAUUUACCUUGACAGAACGCUGCUCGAAUAAUGUUGCCGAGUAUCAGGCACUCAUUUUGGGACUUGAAAUUGCAGCCAAUAUGAAGCAACAAAGGGUUAACAUAUACGGGGACUCCAAACUAAUUAUGAACCAAGUACUUGGGGUUUACGAAGUAAAAAAGCUUGAGUUGAUCCCAUACAACAGUUAUGCGAAGACGCUCCUGCAUUGGCUAGGAGAUGCUACGAUGGAGCAUAUUCCAAGGAAACAUAAUAAGCAAGCUGAUGCCUUAGCUGCUUUGGCUUUAACUAUAUCACAUCCUAUAGAUGAGGCUCGGCUACGAGUGUGCCAAAAAUGGGUGGUCCCUCCAAUCUUCGAGGACGAUGGCUCUCUUGACGACAUUGUUGAACUCCCGACUGCUUCUGUCUAUGAGGUAGAUAAAGAGGAUUGGAGGCAAUCAUUGAUUGACUACCUUGUUGAUGGGAAGUUACCCCAAGACCCUCGUAAGAGGGUAGAUGUAAGACGUCGAGCUCCUCGCUUCAUAUAUUUCAAGGAUGCUCUAUACCGACGCUCGUUUGAUGGUGUGUUUCUUCGAUGUUUAGGCGAAGAGGAAGCUUUACAAGCGAUGGAGGAGGCUCACUCUGGAGUGUGCGGUGCUCAUCAGUCUGGUCCUAAGUUACAUUUUCACAUCAAAAGAAUGGGUUACUACUGGCCUACGAUGGUGAAGGAUUGCAUAGACUAUGCACAGAGAUGUCAAGCAUGUCAAUUUCAUGCGAACUUUAUCCAUCAACCUCCUGAACCGCUACAUCCGACGGUAACAUCGUGGCCAUUUGAUGCAUGGGGGCUCGAUAUGGUUGGUCCUAUUACACCCAAGUCAUCAGCAGGGCAUUCGUAUAUAUUAGCAGCCACCGAUUAUUUCUCAAAGUGGGCUGAAGUAGUGGCUUUAAAGGAAGUGAAGAAGGAAAAUGUUGCAGAUUUCAUCCGAGUUCACAUUAUCUAUCGUUUUGGCAUCCCUCGGUAUAUCCUAACCGACAACGGGAAACCAUUCGAUAAUAAAUUGAUGGAUAAAAUCUGCAAACUUUUUGAGUUCGAGCAAAGAAAUUCAUCAGCUUAUUAUGUAGCUGCAAAUGGACUUGCCGAGGCUUUUAACAAAACUCUAUGCAAUCUACUAAAAAAGGUGGUGUCGAAGUCAAAGCGUGAUUGA
Messenger RNA from Ipomoea nil (Japanese morning glory), 1611 nucleotides. RefSeq lists its product as uncharacterized. NCBI's taxonomy places the organism in Eukaryota, Viridiplantae, Streptophyta, Magnoliopsida, Solanales, Convolvulaceae. Gene Ontology annotation, molecular function: RNA-DNA hybrid ribonuclease activity; nucleic acid binding. The record is from RefSeq and is a predicted model, not a curated record. Gene Ontology annotation, biological process: DNA integration. The transcript has a single exon. The coding region runs from base 1 to 1611 and encodes 536 amino acids.